Messenger RNA from Cooperia oncophora, 966 nucleotides. NCBI's taxonomy places the organism in Eukaryota, Metazoa, Nematoda, Chromadorea, Rhabditida, Trichostrongylidae. The record is from the annotation of a GenBank genome assembly.
AUGAAUUUCAGCUCAUCAGCGAUCCUAAGAAUGCCACUGAACAGGGAUAUGAAAAGGCUUAAGAAGUCAGAUGCACCUGACGAAAAGUCGAGCCGAUAUGUAUCUCAUUUACGCAGCCUAGCCAACGAUUACAUCAAUUGCUGGGUAAUCAUAAGAUCCUACGCAACUAAUAAUACAACACCCACAAGAAUAGUGCGUCAUCGUGAUGCCGUGCCAAUCGCAAUAAAGCAUUCGUCACGUCAGAAAAAGAUCGACAUUCUGGCGGAAUGUUCGAAAAAAACACAGACUUUGCAUCUUUGUCUGAUAACUCAUUCAUACCUACUUCAGGUGUCGAAUCCCCAUGCUCAGAAACAGUCCGUGGACAGACUCCUCGUAGUUCCAGGAAAGCUCGCCGUUCCAGCACUAUACACCACUCAGAUUUUAUCACUGAUGGUGAACCUGAAGCAAGUUCACAAGAUUUGGACAUCUGUUCGGAGGCCAUGGAAAACGAGUAACAUCUACUUUCGCUCGAAGGCGAUACAAGAAAAGAACCAUGCUGAAAACUGUCCGGCUAAUCCGCAUAAUCAUGUUAGAAGAUUGUUUCCAAAGGAAUAUUUCAGCAAAAUAUUGACAGCGAACAAUACUUGUGACCAAGCGACCAUGAACUCUAACUCUACAACGCCCAAACAAUCCAAAAAGUCUAACUCUUCUACGCCCAAGCAAUCAAAAAUCCCUGUAUCGACGACUCCAACUUCAGUGUGCAGAGGACACGGCAGUUUCACAGCUUCGACAAUCUCCUCGGCUAUAAAGAGUGCCACACAGAAGUCUAAAAUUCCGUCUCGUAAGAAAUCCACAAGGACUAUAGUUGAAGGUCUUCCAUCGUCAUCGCGCUCUAUCAAGAAGAAUAAAGGGAACGGCAAGUCGAAAAAUAUUGGUUUUGUUUCCCGUGGGUGGAUAGCUGCCUCACUUUAUAUGGAAAUCGCAUGA